ACUUAGAUAAAAAAGAUCUGCUUAUUUUGUUAAUGGCUGCCCUCUCUCUUCGUAAAAGAGAGAGAAAGUCAAGAGUCAUUGCGCAAUGUAGCAGGAGCUAAAUAUGACCGAUUUGAACGGUUGCCCUUCCUCUUCAUAUUUGGUGCGUAAGAGACAGAGAUGGGAAGGACCAUUUCUUCUUCAAACUCUCUGUCUGUUUCCACUUUCACUUGGUUGGAGGGAUCGAUCGCUGCCAUGGCAGCUUCCUCAUAGAGAGAGAGAGAGAGAUUCUGCCCCUGUUCCCUGCACCAGUCGCCACCUCCUUUCUAUUAGCAGGCGAAAUACAUGAGAUUUGCAUCUGAUCAGAAGAAAAUGAAAGGCACAUUUGCUCUUCCUUAUAACCAGCCUCGUCUGGCUUUCUUGUUGGCACUUCUGAUCUGCGUGUCUUCCGUCGUCGUCAACGGCAACAUCGCAGAGCACGAUGACUACUGGAAGAUGCGUGCCGAGGCUGCCCGCAACGCUUCUCUCGACUCCUACCAUGCCGACCCCUUUAAUGUCACCAACCAUUUCAACUAUGAGGUUCACAGGGAGGAAGAUGGCAACAGCACGAGGAGGAACUUGGGACGGUACACGGGCUCGUGCAUGGCCACCAAUCCGAUCGACCGCUGCUGGCGCUGCGACCCGCUGUGGAGCAAGCACCGGAAGCGGCUGGCGGACUGCGCCCUGGGCUUCGGCCGGAAGGCCUUCGGCGGCAAGCGCGGGCGCUACUACGUGGUCACCGACCCCUCCGACAACGACCUCGUCAACCCCAAGAAGGGCACCCUCCGGUACGGCGUCAUCCAGGACCGGCCGCUCUGGAUCAUCUUCAAAACGGACAUGGUCAUUCGCCUCAGCGAGGAGCUCAUCGUCAACAGCUUCAAGACCAUCGACGGCCGGGGCGCCAACGUCCACAUCGCCUACGGCGCCGGAUUCACCAUCCAGUUCGUCAACCACGUCAUCAUCCACGGCCUCCACAUCCACGACAUCAAGGCCGGCGGCGGUGGGAUGAUCAGAGAUUCGCAAAGCCACUUCGGCCUGAGGACCAGGUCCGACGGCGACGGCAUCUCCAUUUUCGGUUCUACCAACAUCUGGAUCGACCACAACUCCAUGUCCAAUUGCAUGGAUGGCCUUAUCGAUGCCAUCGAGGGAUCCACCGCCAUCACCAUCUCCAACAAUCACUUCACCAGGCACAAUGAGGUGAGUCUGAUGGGUGCACAUGAUGACUACUCAAGAGAUGCCAUCAUGCAGGUCACCUUUGCAUUCAACCACUUUGGAAGGAACCUUGUUCAACGCAUGCCCAGGUGCCGGUGGGGUUUCUUCCAUGUAGUGAACAAUGACUAUACUCACUGGCAGAUGUAUGCCAUCGGCGGCAGCCAACAUCCGACAAUCAUAAGCGAAGGCAAUCGCUUCGUUGCCCCUCCCAUUGACUACGCCAAGGAGGUGACAAAGAGAGAAUAUGCCCCGCAGUCCGUUUGGAGCCAGUGGACAUGGAGUUCAAGCAAUGACUACUUCCAAAACGGCGCAUUCUUCAGGGUGUCGGGGAAGAAGUUCAAGAACCCCUACACCAAGGCCCAGAAGAUCACUCCCAAGCCCGGCACUUUUGUCAGCAGACUCACCCGCUUUGCUGGUGCACUCAAUUGCAAGAAGCUCCUUCCCUGCUGAAGAUCAUCCAAGCUUGCCUGAAACUAGUUGGUUCCUUUUGGCAUUGAUCACUUGUUUCAUGAUUUAUAUUGGUUGAUUAGUGGUGCAUGUAACUUCUCCCCAACUACAGAGAAAUGAGAGAGAGUGCAGGUUCAUUCCUCGCAAUCGUUUGCUCAUUGUUCAAUUGGUUAUUGAUUAUUUUGGAGAAAUGCAAUGUUAUCUCAUAUCUGUGUAAGUUAUGACCCUGCAGUAUAGUUUGCGAACCGUAACUCAGACACGGAUCCACAGAAGAUUGCUGAGUUGGGUUAUACUUUUUGUCUUGUAUUUUUUUAUAAAUAGAUGAAGAAGAUAAGUUUGUGUCUGGAUUUCA
Molecule: messenger RNA, 2029 nt
Organism: Nymphaea colorata (pocket water lily)
Lineage: Eukaryota; Viridiplantae; Streptophyta; Magnoliopsida; Nymphaeales; Nymphaeaceae
Product: pectate lyase-like
Exons: 5
Coding region: 325-1680 (451 amino acids)
Molecular function (GO): pectate lyase activity
Source: RefSeq, a predicted model, not a curated record